Messenger RNA from Pseudomassariella vexata, 1212 nucleotides. RefSeq names its product GTP-binding protein YchF. The transcript has 9 exons. Bases 1 to 1212 code for a protein of 403 amino acids. The record is from RefSeq and is a predicted model, not a curated record. NCBI's taxonomy places the organism in Eukaryota, Fungi, Ascomycota, Sordariomycetes, Amphisphaeriales, Pseudomassariaceae. Gene Ontology annotation, molecular function: ATP hydrolysis activity; ATP binding; GTP binding. Gene Ontology annotation, cellular component: cytoplasm.
AUGGCUCCCAAGAAAUCCGCCACUGAAGAUGUCCAAAACAAUGUUGUCGCUUUCGGAAGGGUUCGCAAGAAUCUGAAGAUGGGAUGCGUCGGUCUGCCCAACGUGGGAAAGUCCAGCCUGUUCAACCUCUUGACGGAGCAGAGUGCCGCGGCGGAAAACUACCCCUUUUGUACUAUCGAGCCCAACGAGGCGAGAUGUGCUGUCCCCGACGCUCGAUACGAUUUCUUGUGUGAUCUAUGGAAGCCGCCAUCCAUGUACCCAGCUUACCUGCAAGUAACGGACAUUGCCGGGCUCAUCAAGGGUGCUUCGCAAGGAGAAGGACUCGGAAAUGCUUUCCUUUCCCACAUUCAGGCUGUGGAUGGCAUGUUUCACAUUGUCAGAGCAUUUGACAACGACGAGGUGUUGCACGUUGACGACUCGAUCGAUCCUGUUCGGGACCUGAAUACCAUUCAAAGCGAACUUUGCUUGAAGGAUCUCGACAUUCUGCAGAAAACUAUAGUUGCCGAGGAAGCAAUUGUUAGGAAGGCCGGCGGAAAGUACAAGAUGCUACCACUCUUCACCGAGACAACAAGCAAGAUCAAGGCGAUGCUGGAACAAGGCAAGCCAGUCCGAGAUGGAAGCUGGACCUCGGCAGAGAUUGCACUCAUAAACGAAAAGAUCCAGCUCAUCACGACGAAGCCAACCAUCUACCUUGUCAACUUAACUAUGAAGGACUACCUCCGACAGAAAAGCAAGUAUCUACCUGCCAUCGCCAAGUGGGUGACGGAGCACGGUGGUCUUCCUCGGGACAUCAUUCCUUUCUCCGUUGAAUUCGAAGAAAAGCUGCAUAGUAUGAAGGAUGACCCAGCCAAGCAGGCUGAGUUUCUCAAAGAAAGCAAGGUCAAGUCCAAAUUGGAUAAGAUCAUUACCGAAGGCUUCACCAAACUCGGCUUGCAAUACUAUUUCACCGCUGGUGAGAAGGAAAUUAGAUGCUGGACUAUCCAAAGAGGCUGCCUCGCACCGCAGGCUGCUGGAGCAAUCCAUGGUGACUUUGAGAAGGGUUUUAUCAAGGCCGAAGUGGUGGCGUACCAAGACUUCCACGACCUUUGCGAAGGUGGCAAGUCCAUGGGCCCAAUCAAGGCUGCUGGAAAGUACCGUCAGGAAGGAAAGACUUAUGUUGUGCAAGAUGGAGACAUCAUACACUUUCAGUUCAACGUUACGAACAAGAAAUAG